This is a messenger RNA of Toxotes jaculatrix (banded archerfish), 786 nucleotides long. RefSeq names its product transmembrane gamma-carboxyglutamic acid protein 3 (gene prrg3). The transcript is spliced from 3 exons. The record is from RefSeq and is a predicted model, not a curated record. Bases 1 to 786 code for a protein of 261 amino acids. Gene Ontology annotation, cellular component: extracellular region. Gene Ontology annotation, molecular function: calcium ion binding. NCBI's taxonomy places the organism in Eukaryota, Metazoa, Chordata, Actinopteri, Toxotidae.
AUGGAAUUUGAACCAAUCCCUGUCAAAAUAUUCAGAGACAUAUCCACAACAGUGCAGACUUGUCUGUGGACGGCAUUCCUCAAUGGCAAGGAUGCUCACUCUAUCCUGAAGCGUUUCCCUCGAGCCAAUGGAUACCUGGAGGAGCUGAGACAGGGAAACAUUGAGAGGGAGUGUGGCGAGGAGAGCUGCAGCUUUGAAGAGGCCAAUGAAGUGUUUGAGAACAAAGAGAGAACGAUGGAGUUUUGGAAAACUCGCAGUGCCUACACAGUGAGCAGCAACGGCGAAGGGCGCUCGGAGCGUGCCGACACCGUCUACAUGGUGGUUCCUCUGCUGGGCGUGGCCCUGCUCAUCAUCAUCGGCCUCUUCCUCCUUUGGAGGUGCCAGCUUCAGAAGGCCACCCGUCGGCGGCCUGCUUACACUCAGAACCGCUACUUGGCCAACAACCGCAGCGCCCGCAGCCUACCGCGUAUCCUGGUUUAUCGGGAAACACUGGCCCACGCCGAAAACUCACACCAGGAGUCCAGCUCGCAUCCCACCGUGGUAGUAAGUGGUGCUGAGAGAGGAGGAGAUUUCCAGUUGGAAUCCCGUGGCCUCCACCAGCAGAACUCUCAUGCCCUCUAUGUCCAGGACUCCUCCGUGUCUGUGGCCUCACGGCUAUCCGGUGCCACGCCACCUCCAUCUUAUGAAGAGGUGACAGGACACCUGGAGAGCAGUGGUGAUGAAACCUCGGCACCUUCCUACAGUGACCCCCCUCCCAAAUAUGAGGAAAUUAUAAAGGAGAAAUGA